Messenger RNA from Melospiza melodia melodia, 5841 nucleotides. RefSeq names its product diacylglycerol kinase beta-like. The record is from RefSeq and is a predicted model, not a curated record. Gene Ontology annotation, molecular function: ATP-dependent diacylglycerol kinase activity; calcium ion binding. The transcript has 25 exons. Gene Ontology annotation, biological process: intracellular signal transduction; lipid phosphorylation; diacylglycerol metabolic process. NCBI's taxonomy places the organism in Eukaryota, Metazoa, Chordata, Aves, Passeriformes, Passerellidae. The coding region runs from base 489 to 3107 and encodes 872 amino acids. Gene Ontology annotation, cellular component: plasma membrane.
CAUCCCCGCCCCGCCGCGGGAGCGCCGGGCUGAGCAGCGCUGCCAGACACCGCCAGUACCGGAACCGCGGGGCUGAGCCACCCUCCAGGCACCGCCAAUCCCGGAACCACCGGGCUGAGCAGCUCUGCCCGGUACCGCCAGCUCCAGAGGCACCGGGCUGAGCGACCCUGCCCGGAACCACCGGUCUGAACAGCUCUGCCGGCACCGCCAGCCCCGGAACCGCCGGGCUGAGCAGCUCUGCCGGUACCGCCAGCCCCGGAACCGCCGCCGGUCCCGCCGAUGGCACCGCGCUGCCGCCGCCAAGCUGGGCAGGUGCCCUGAAGCUCUGGGCUGGCUUCUCCCAGGCUCAGCAGGAUGAUUCCAGCAGUGCCAGUGCCACCCCUGCCCCUCUCCCUGCCGAUGUGACCGAGCUCUGCUGGCACCUGUGGCACUGAGGCUGGCACAGAGGCAGUGGCUGGUGGCCCCUGCAGUGUCCCUGCUGCCCAAAGAUGAGUGAUGGCACGUGGAUCUCGCUCAGCCCCGCUGAGUUUGCCCAGCUCCAGCAGUACACAGACUACUCCAGCAAGAAGCUGAAGGAUGUUCUGGAGGAGUUCCACGGGGACGGUGUCCUCUCGAGGUACAACCCCGAACAGCCCAUCGACUACGAGGGUUUCUGCCUCUUCAUGAAGACCUACCUGGAGGCUGACGUGCCCGAGGAGCUCUGCCAGCACCUCUUCACCUCCUUCAAGCGUAAGAUCUGCCCAGCCUCCCCCGAGAGCCAGCAGCAGAGCCCUGGAGUGCCCCAGCACAGCACCCUGGGGAUCAAUGGGAAAAGCCUUCGAAGUGCCCUGGGACGAAACACUCCAGAGCCCAAGGGCAACACAGCCGAGCCCCAGCCAGCAUCCCUCACCCUGGCAUCCAUCCCCAAUGCCUCCCCCAGCUGGUCCAGAUCAUCCUCCCAGAAAUCCACCACUGGCACCACCUCUGCCCACAACUCCUCGGGCUCCUCCAAGAUCUCCUCCGUCUCUCUGCUCAACCCUCAGUCACCAGGCACGAAGAACGUGGAGAAGAGGUUGCCCUUCAGCCUGAGGAAAGGCUCCAGCUCCCUGAAGGCCACCCCUCCUCCUCCUCCCACCCCUGUGGCCCAGGUGGUGCACCUGAAGGACAUCGUCUGCUACCUGUCCCUGCUGGAGAGGGGACGAGCCGAGGACAAGCUGGAAUUUAUGUUUCGCCUCUACGACACCGAUGGAAACGGGCUCCUGGACAGCUCGGAGCUGGAUCGUAUCAUCAACCAGAUGGUGCACGUGGCUGAGUACCUGGAGUGGGACUCCACCGAGCUGAAGCCUAUCCUGAAGGCCAUGAUGGAGGAGAUAGACUACAACCACGAUGGCACUGUGACGCUGGAGGAGUGGAUCCGGGGUGGCAUGACCACCAUCCCCCUGCUGGUCCUGCUGGGCAUGGAGACAAACGUGAAGGAUGAUGGGCAGCAUGCCUGGAGGCUGAAGCACUUCAAGAAACCUGCCUACUGCAACUUCUGCCGCACCAUGCUGCUGGGGGUGCGCAAGCAGGGCCUCUGCUGCUCCUUCUGCAAGUACACGGUCCAUGAGAGGUGUGUGUCCAAAGACAUUGCUUCCUGCAUCAGCACCUACGUUAAAUCCAAGAAAAACACAAGUGUGAUGCAGCACACCUGGAUCGAGGGCAACUCUCCUGCCAAGUGUGACAGAUGUCACAAGAGCAUCAAGUGCUACCAGGGCAUCACUGGCCUGCACUGUGUCUGGUGCCAGAUCACGCUCCACAACAAGUGUGCCUCCCAUGUGAAGCCAGAGUGUGAUGGGGGCCCGCUGCGGGACCACAUCCUGCUGCCAUCCUACAUCUGCCCAGUCGUCCUGGACAGGCAGUCCCACUGCCGGCGCUCUGAGAGCGACUCCCCUGCCAGCACCAGCCCCGAGGACAGCCAGGCCUUCAAGUUCAACUCCACCACCGUGGAUGGCCAAGGGCUGCAGAUCAGCCCCCAGCCCGGGACGCACCCGCUGCUCGUGUUUGUGAACCCCAAGAGUGGAGGAAGGCAAGGGGAGCGGGUGCUCCGGAAGUUUCACUACCUGCUCAACCCACGCCAAGUGUACAACCUGGACCGUGGCGGGCCCACGCCAGGGCUGAAUUUCUUUCGGGACACCCCAGAUUUCCGUGUGCUGGCCUGUGGAGGGGAUGGCACAGUGGGUUGGAUCCUGGACUGCAUAGAUAAGGCCAACCUGGUGAAGCACCCGCCGGUGGCCGUGCUGCCCCUGGGGACAGGCAAUGACCUCGCUCGGUGCCUGCGCUGGGGAGGAGGCUAUGAAGGAGGCAACCUGAUGAAGGUGCUGAAGGACAUAGAGCACAGCACGGAGGUGAUGCUGGACCGCUGGCACAUCGACAUCAUUCCCACUGACAGGGAGGCCAACGGGGAUCCUGUCCCCUCCUCCAUCAUCAACAACUACUUCUCCAUUGGGGUGGACGCCUCCAUCGCCCACCGCUUCCACAUCAUGAGAGAAAAGCACCCCGAGAAAUUCAACAGCAGGAUGAAGAACAAGCUGUGGUACUUCGAAUUUGGGACCUCAGAGACCUUUGCAGCCACCUGCAAGAAGCUCCAUGACCAUGUUGAGGUUGAGUGUGAUGGGACCCUGCUGGACCUGAGCACCACAUCCCUGGAGGGCAUUGCUGUGCUCAACAUCCCCAGCAUGUACGGGGGCUCCAACCUCUGGGGAGAGACCAAGAAGCAGCGUGGCUACAACAGGCUGGGCAAGAAGGUGCCAGACAAGGUGCCAGGCACGGUGGUCACCGAUGCCAAGGAGCUGAAAUUCUGCGUGCAGGACCUCAGCGAUCAUCUCCUGGAGGUGGUGGGGCUGGAGGGCGCCAUGGAAAUGGGGCAGAUCUACACGGGGCUGAAGAGCGCGGGGAAGAGGCUGGCCCAGUGCUCCUCCGUCAUCAUCAGGACGUCCAAGCUGCUGCCCAUGCAGGUGGAUGGGGAGCCCUGGAUGCAGCCGUCCUGCACCGUGAAAAUUACCCACAAGAGCCAGGUGCCCAUGCUGCUGGGGCCCCCCCAGAAGAGCAGCUUCUUCUUCCUGAAGAGGAGGAACAGAACUCGGGAUUAAAGCCUCACCAAGGAUCCACAGCCUGGAGCAUGCCAGCAUCCCACCUGGGGAUUGUUUAUCCUGGGAAGGUCUUGCAGGCUCCUUCCUGACCACCAGAAGCAUCCUCUCCAGCUGGGAUGGAAGAAGGGGGAGAAGGCAGGCUGGAGCAGUGAGCACAUUUGCUGGAGCAGCACUAGGACUGGGAUUUUAUUUUUUUUUCUCCCUUUAUUUAAAUUCCCUCCAGCCAAGCUGCCAGUGAAUGUGCUCCUGAGGCAGCACUGAGCUCCAUUUAUUUAUUUAUCCUCCUCCUGAAGGCCACUUGAUGUCUCAGUGGGGUGGCUUUGUCCCCCAGUCCUUGCAAUGGGAGGAAUUAUUUAUUUCUUUAGCCCAGAGGAGCCAGCUCAGGCCCUCAGCUCUGUGCUGUGGGGUUUGAGGGAGAUGCAAGAACCAUUGCUGCCAGCCCAGUGGGACAGGCUGGGGACAGCCAGUGCACAGGGACAAGCCUGGGGUGCAUGGCAGGAGAUUGUGUUUUUACAGGGAAAUGGCAAAAAAAGGGAAUUUUGGGGGAAGCAGCCCCAGCUCUGGGCUUUGUGUUCAUAUUUAUGUAUUUAUUUAGCAAACUUUGGACAAAAAAGGGACUCUGGUGGUCACCUUUCUAGGAGCCCAGAUUGGACACAGACACCACCUCCCUUCUCUGCUGGACUUCUCCUCUCUCCUAAAUCCUGCCAGCCUCUCCUGGGGGCUGGAGACCAGAAACUCUUCUCACUUUAAGGUGUCCCCAGCACCUUUUACACACCUGCCAGUGUGCUCUGCCAGGCUGGUGCUGCCCCUGUGCUGCAGGGAGUGGGGCAGGGUGCUUGCACCUCCCUUUCUCUAGGGCCAGCUCUCCCCACAGCCCUCUGCAGCCCCAAGAAGCCUCACAGGUGAUGGCAGCUGGGAUGCACAGGCAGGUGUCCGUGGCAUCACCCCUGGAUGGACAGAGCAGGGGGUGCAGCUCCUCUCCAGGGACCAAGAAGCAGAUGGAUGCAAGGAGUUUGUGGUGGUCUGGAUGCACUCCCAGGGGCAGGAGCUGGCAAGGCUGGCCAUGGCAAGGGGCCAGCAGUCACCCAGUGCCUCCAGCAGUGAGCCUGCACGCAGGAUGCAGCCACAUCCUGAGUUAAACCUGCUCCCUUGGGCUGCUGGGAGCAGCAAAACUCCUGCUUGUCCCCACUGUGUCCCUGCCACAGGGCUGGGACAAGUCACAGUGCCCACCCAGUCCCUGCUGAUGCUGCAGGUCCCUGUUCAGCAGCAUUCCCUGGCAGAGGGUGCUGCCAGCUCUGCUCCAGAGGGGCUGGGAGGGACCUGCUGGGGAGCUGUGUGCCCAGGCAGUGUCACUGCAGGGCAUCAGUCCACUGCUGUUCUUCUCCUUCUCCUCCUUCUUCUUCCCCUCCUUCACCUUCUUCUUCUUCUCCUCCUUCUUCUUCCCCUCCUUCUCCUUCUCCUCCUUCUCCUUCUCUUCCUUCUUCUUCCCCUCCUUCUCCUUCUUCUCCUUCUUCUUCCCCUCCUUCUCCUUCUCCUUCUCCUUCUCCUCCUUCUUCUUCCCCUCCUUCUCCUUCUUCUCCUUCUCCUCCUUCUCCUCCUUCUCCUCCUUCUUCUUCCCCUCCUUCUCCUUCUUCCCCUUCUUUUUCUUCCCCUUCCCCUUCUUCUUCUUCCCCUUCUUCUUCUCCUCCUCCUCCAUUGCCAAGGGCAGCAGUGCCUCGCAGCCCCACGCCCGGGGAGGGUGACAAAUCCACCUCAGCCACCUCCAGACCUGGAGGUGACAAUGUGGGGGAUGGCAGCACACCAGGUCAGCAGGUUUGGUUCUGUUUCCCUGCCCUCAGGGCAGUGUUUUGUCCCAGCUGGGGAUCAGCAGUGCUUGGGCAAUGAGCUGUGGUUUUCCUGCCCCUUGCUCCUGUCACAGUUUGCUGGGCUCUGGGCAAAGAGCAGCCCCGGGGGCUCUGCUGGGCUGAGCUGGCAGAGCUGGGAGGGCACUGAGCCUGUCCCUGCUGCCUUGGGCUGGAAUCAGGGCCACACUCUGGGCCAUGGGACAGUGACACACCAGCAGCACUGCCAGGCUCCAGCCAGACACCCCUCUGGUGGCCAGGGAGGUGAUCCCUGCCCCAGGGGCUCCAUCUGCUCCCACACUGCCAAAGGCCCGGGCCAGCAGGCCUGCCAGCCCCACCUCCUCCUUACCCUGGUGGUGCAAAGCUCCUGAGCCCAGCAGGACCCACAUGGGCUGGGAUUCCACUCCCACCUCCUCACCCUGAUGAUCCUGAGCCCAGCAGGACCCCCAGGGCUGGGACUCCUCUCCCACCUCCUCACCCUGAUGGUCCUGAGCCCAGCAGCACCCCCAGGGGCUGGGACUCCUCUCCCACCUCCUCACCCUGAUGGUCCUGAGCCCAGCAGCACCCCCAGGGGCUGGGCUCCAUGCCAGCUGUCCCUGGUGCAGGGAGGAUGAAGCCAUUGCAGCUGGGGGGCACCUGAAGCCUUUAUCCCCCCAUUCCCCAGUGCCUCCCAGUCCAGCCCAGCUCCCAAGGGCACGGGGUUGAACCAAGCCCCCAAACGAGCCCCUGGGCACUGGGGAGCCCCAGCUGGAGCCCCAGGGGCUCAGCCAGUGCCUGUGUGUGUCCGUGUGUCCCGUGGUGGUGCGUGGAGUGCUGUCCGUCGCGUGUGCUGCCGUGUGCGCCCGGCUGCUGUGGCCUCGCCUCCAAUAAAGAUGGUCAUGAACUCCUCACUG